This is a messenger RNA of Closterium sp. NIES-65, 2016 nucleotides long. Lineage: Eukaryota; Viridiplantae; Streptophyta; Zygnematophyceae; Desmidiales; Closteriaceae. The record is from the annotation of a GenBank genome assembly.
AUGGUACUCCAUAAACUGAACAACAGAUACCGAUGCGGGGAGUGUGGGGUGGUCUUUUGUGGGUCGUGCCGCGAGCACCCAUAUCACCUCGGGAUCUCCUGUGCAGCGCAUGCUGUGCGGCUUGCUGCCCCCAAGUGCCGCUUCUGUGGGGAACGGGUCGAAUGGGGUGGGAUGGACCUGGACUGGAAUGAGGAGGCUGGAGAGGAGGAGGAGAGAGGUGAUGGUGUUGGUGAAGGUAGGAAGAAGGAUGGAGAAGACGCUGCUAAGCGGCUCGCGGAGCUGGUUGCAUUCCAUGGUGACACGAUUACAAGCAGCAACAGCGGCGGUGGUGGCGGCAGCAGCGGCCAGGCUCCUCAAGACACGAGCAACUGGAGCUGGAACGAGGGAGAGAUGAGGGAGCUUCUUGCAGCAGUAGGCGUAGACACGAGCUGGUGCGUGAGCAAAGCCGACCUGGCAGCAGUGGCAGCUGCAGCAGUCUGUGUGUGUGGCGAGGAGCAAUGCAGGGAGCGGCUGAGGGACGCAUGCACGCGGGUUGGUCCAUGUGGGCACGCGUGUGGGGGAGUGAGAGGGGAGGUGGACUGCCUACCAUGCCUGCAUGAUGCCUGUGUGGAGGAGAGAGAUGCAGCUGCUGCUGCCGCUCCCUCUGCUGCUGCUGCAACAGCCGCCUCUGGUUCUGGCGCUGGUGCUUUUGGUGGUGCUGCUGCUCCCGGUUCUGUUGCUGCUGCUGCUGCUGCUGCUGCUGCUGCCGCCCCUUGCCCCAUGCCGCCCCUCCCCUGUGCCAGCGACUUUUGUCCCAUCUGCUGGGUGGAGCCGAUCGCCGCCGCCCCAGCCAUCCGGCUGUUGUCCUGUGGCCACGUGGUGCAUGCAGCAUGCGCGAGGGAGAAGAUUUGCCAAUCAUUUCCUGGUCCUGAGAUCUCCUUCGGUUUCCUAUCUUGCCCGCUCUGCCCUGAUACGACGAUGGAUCAUCCUGCGCUCCAGACAGAGCUUGCCGCCCCGCUGGCUCUGAAGCAGCAAGUGGAGAGAUUAGCGGAGGAGAGAGUGAAAGCUGGAGAGGGGCUUGGGGAUGGGGAAGAGGAAAAUGGGAAUGGCGGUUUAGGGAACAAUGUGUUGGCGCGGGCGCUGCGUCGGUUGCUGUUCUUCCUCUGCUCGCGCUGCCACCGCCCGUACUUUGGUGGGGAUCGUAGGUGCGGUGCCGGACCUGCUGCUGCCGAGCCUGAGAAUGUGGAUGGGGAGGAGGGGGAGGGAGAGGAGAUGGAGGAAGGCGAGAGAGAGGGAGGGGGGGUCGAACGAGCAGGGGAAGUGGGUGGGCAGGGUCAGCGAGAAAAUGAGCUGGUGUGUGGUGAAUGCUUGGCAGUUGAAGCAGCUGCAAAGCAAAAGGCAGCAGCAGAAGCAGCAGCGGCAGCAGCAGCAGCGGCGGAGGAGGAGAGAGAAAGGAGGGAGCGGCUGUGGGAAGCAGGCAAGCCGUGCAGCAGCAACCAUGGGAAGGAGGCCGUGCAGUACAAGUGCCAAUUCUGCUGCUCGGUCGCCACUUACUUCUGUAACGGCACCACACACUACUGUGCAGAGUGCCACCAGACCCUCCCGAAUUACAGAAGCUCCUCGUACGUUGCACCGCGCUGCACCGGGGGGGACCAGUGCCCGUUGCGUGUGGCGUGGCACCCGCAAGCUCCUGAGGAGUUCUGCCUCGGGUCAACUUUUGUCCCAUCUGCUGGGUGGAGCCGUUUGCUGCCGCCCGUGCCAUCCGCCUGUUGUCCUGCGGCCACGUGGUCCACGCAACAAGUGGAGGGGUUGGCAGAGGAGAGGGUGAAGGCUAGGGAGGGGCUUGGGGAUGUGGAGGAGGAAGAUGGGGAUGGGGAGGAGGAAGAUGGGGAUGGGGAGGAGGAAGAUGGGGAUGGGGAGGAGGAAGAUGGGGAUGGGGAGGAGGCCAACGGGAAUUAUGGUCUUGGGAACGGUUUGUUGGAAGUGGCGUUGCAUCGGUUGCUGUUCUUCCUCUGCUCGUGCUGCCACCGCCCGUAA